AUGCUGCACCGUGUCCCGUACUCGGACGUCGUACUCUCAAUCCCGAUCCUGAGGCACGUCGCCAAGACGAUUCCGUGGGAGACGCUACUCCAGCUGCUCACAGCGCGCCACUUCAUUUUGGGCCAAAAGGUGCUCGCCGCCGGCAGUGUGCCCCACGAAAUCUACUUUGUCGUCGAGGGUCAAUUUGCGCUUCGGUCGGCCGACGCGGCGCCGCAGCACGUCUGCGACCCAGGUUCCGUGUUGUGCGCCCACGCCACGCUCGCCCGUGCGCCGCUGCCCUACGAUAUUGUCGCUGUCCGGUACAAGUCCACGCUCCUCAGCAUCUGCAAGACAAAGUUCAAGACUGUGCUCAAACAAGCCGACGCCGAGGCGUGGAUAUCCAGCCUUGCUUCGACAGACGAGGCGACGGUGGAGAACCGAAUGACAGAGCGACUGCCCACCAAGGACUCGGCGACCGAAACGGUUCCUAUCGAGUAUGACCUGGACAGUGCAAUGUUGGUGUUGCACGAGCCGCUCAACCCGACAGAGUUGGCUGCUGCACCCGUCACCAAUCCUGCGUGCCUCCAAGCCAAAGCCAACCGAGCCCGGCGCCUCGAGAGUCUUCACGUCGCGGAGCAGUAUAACGUCAAGCCCCUUGCCACGACGCCAAGUCGACGACGCUCGUCACCGCUUGUGACGAAAGAAAAGCCCGUCGGACGGCUCUUGCGACCUCUCGAGCACGACCCGACGUGGUUUCGGAAUGCCAACGGACACGUCGUGGUCCACGCCAGACGCGACGUCGGGUGCGAGCUGCGACAGGACGUCACUUCGCCCGACGUGCCAGCACCCGGUCGCUUCAUGCGUCUCGGGAAGGCCGAGCUCACACCGAUGCACCUGCAUAUUCAUCGAAACUCGCCGUUGCAGGUGCCACUGGCGUCACAUCUUAGCCUCCCAAGCUCGCUCGAGCAGAGCCAGCGACCGUGCCAAGUUCCCGUGGUAUUGGCGCCAGAGCACCACGCGAGCAGUCGAAGCUCGGGCGUGAAGUUGCUGAAAGCAUCGUCGAAUCAGCGCGCUCUAGCAUGACUACAACACGAGAACCCCUCCGUUCGACGCAUGAAGAGCGUGCUGCGUCAGGAGGGUGGUUGCGAGAAG
This is a messenger RNA of Saprolegnia parasitica CBS 223.65, 1131 nucleotides long. RefSeq lists its product as hypothetical. NCBI's taxonomy places the organism in Eukaryota, Oomycota, Saprolegniomycetes, Saprolegniales, Saprolegniaceae. The record is from RefSeq and is a predicted model, not a curated record. Bases 1 to 1062 code for a protein of 353 amino acids. The transcript is spliced from 4 exons.